Messenger RNA from Schistocerca serialis cubense, 5091 nucleotides. RefSeq names its product ATP-binding cassette sub-family C member 10. Gene Ontology annotation, molecular function: ATP binding; ATP hydrolysis activity; ABC-type transporter activity. Gene Ontology annotation, cellular component: membrane. Lineage: Eukaryota; Metazoa; Arthropoda; Insecta; Orthoptera; Acrididae. The transcript is spliced from 24 exons. Gene Ontology annotation, biological process: transmembrane transport. The record is from RefSeq and is a predicted model, not a curated record. Bases 163 to 4533 code for a protein of 1456 amino acids.
AUUGUCAAAGAGAAAGAGGUAUUGCCGGCGUGACAGGAGUUUUGGAACUUAUGAUGUUGUGACAGCCUUAUCAGUAGUGCAGCCUGAGGUCCAUGUUAGUUGGAAGGUGACAGCUUCAUAGUCAGUUGGUCAAGAGUGCGAAAUCCAAACAGACUCCUAGACAUGACUCAUGAUGGUGAAAUCUGGCUGUCCAUGUGUGGGUCAGAAGAUUCAAGCUUUUGGAAUCCCGAGAUGCAUGAUGUUGGCCGUUGCUUCCAGGCAGUUAUGUUGCAAACACCUACAUUGGCUGUACUUGCCACUGUUUCUGCCUAUCAGUGGGGGAAGUCUAGAGGUCUACAGACUUGGACUGGAGCUGGUGCAGCUGCACGUGUGCCAGCUUCAUUGCUUCUUGCACUCUUAGGCCCAUCGCGGCUGCUGGCAGCACGCAUUCUCCAACCUCAACCAUUGUCAGAGCUGUUGGCAGCGGGCACUGGUUUGGUUGCUUGGGCCGCUCAUGCUGGCUGUGCUGCAGCUGGUCCUCCUAAUGCACUUGUUCUUACACCUAUUGUUGCCCAGCUUAUCCUGGUUAUAAUGUCUACACGAUCUUCAGUAUUAUCUGAUGAUGGUCGCUUAGUAUGGGAUGUUGCAACACUGAUUUCAUUGUCUGUAUAUAUCCUGUCAUUAAUACUAUAUUUCAGACGGUAUCGUCAUCGUCCUCGAAGACAGUCCUGCAGGCAUUGUCAAGUUCCUGAGAGUGAAGCCAGUGAAAGAACACCAUUGACAGGCUCUUCCACAGGAGAGACAGUUUGGUAUGGUGGCUUUCAUGAAGAUGAUGACCCUGCUUACUUGGGCACAGCAAGUGAGGGAGCAAAUCCAUUAUCUCGCUUGUUGUUCCUAUGGGUAUCUCCAUUGAUAGAUAAGGGAUCACAUGGACGACUAAAAUCGACUGAUGACUUAUUUGAUUUGCCAUCAUCAUUGUCCCCAGCACUCCUUGGUGCUAAUCUCAGAAAUGCAUUAUCAGAUGGAGCAAGUCUGAUGCGAGCACUUCACCGUCAGUUUGGUGUUGUGUUCUACAGUGUUGGUAUACUGAAGCUGGCAGCUGAUGUAUGUGGAUUUGCUGGCCCAUUGCUGCUGAAUGGUCUUGUGAAAUAUGUGGAGACUGGUGAUGAAAAUCGGCCAUCAGAAGGAUAUGUCUAUGCUUUGGGACUUUGCUUGUCAACACUUUGUGGUGCUUUGUUCUCAACUCAUUUCACAUACCUUGUGGCUCUGGUUGGUUUACAACUUCGUGGAGCUCUCAUUUCAAUGGUCUACAGAAAGGCCAUGUCUGUUCCUGGGCCUGCUCUCUCUUCAUUUUCGACAGGGGAAGUUGUAAACUUCAUGAGCACUGACACAGAUCGUGUAGUUAAUGCCUGUGCCAGUUUUCAUGCAUUUUGGAGUAUUCCUCUUCAGGUGGCUGUUACUUUGUACUUGUUGUACAUUCAGCUUGGGUUAUCAUUUCUUGCUGGUGUGGCAGUAACUGUGCUUUUGAUUCCUGUCAACAAACUGCUAGCUAACAAAAUAGGAGUACUUAGCUCGCGUCUUAUGGCCAGCAAGGACAGGCGGGUGCAGUUACUGGCAGAAGCUUUAGCUGGAAUUCGUACACUUAAGGUUUUAGUGUGGGAAGACUACUUUCUCUCUCUAAUCAACAAGGUCCGAUCAGAAGAGGUGAAAUAUUUGCGAGGACGCAAAUUCCUUGAUGCACUGUGUGUAUUCUUUUGGGCUGCAACACCAGUGCUAAUGUCUGUCCUAACUUUUGGGACUUUCGCUCUACUGGGUGGAAAACUGACAGCGUCUACAGUUUUCACAGGAGUGGCAUUGUUGCAAAUGUUGAUUGCACCGCUAAAUGCAUUUCCAUGGGUUCUCAAUGGCAUUGCAGAAGCUUGGGUGUCAAUUGGUCGAUUGGAGAAACUGAUGCGGUUGGAGGAUUUGGAUCCAGACCACUAUUACAGUAAGAUGCCAACUGAUAGUGGUAAGAUCGUGCUGCAGCUGACGAAUGCUAGUUUCUCUUGGAGCAGUACUCUUUCUGUACUUAAGAACAUUAAUAUCACAAUUAAAAAGGGACAGCUAGUGGGUGUAUGUGGCCACAUUGGAUCAGGAAAGUCAUCACUUCUGGCAGCCAUUGUUGCUGAUCUUGAAUUACAGUCAGGAUCUAUCAGUCUCACUGAUCCAAAAACUGCAGUUUUUGGACUGGUAGCCCAAUCUCCUUGGUUACAACGAGGCUCUGUACGAGAUAACAUACUAUUUGGUCGUCCAUAUGAGCAAGCAAAGUACAGGCGUGUUGUGGAAGCAUGUUGCCUAGAUGGUGACCUCCAGCAGUUAUCGGCAGGGGACCAAACUGAUGUGGGAGAAGCAGGUGCAGCAUUGAGUGGUGGACAGAAAGUGAGAAUAGCACUUUCUAGAGCCGUGUAUCAGGACAUGGAUAUUUAUCUUUUCGAUGAUAUUUUGGCAGCAGUUGAUGUGCCAGUAGCAGCACACAUUUUCCAGCAUUGUGUUCUCGGACUUCUUCAAGGGAAGACACGUAUUCUGUGCACACACCAUGUGCAUUACCUGACCAGUGCUGAUGCAGUUGUUGUAUUGGCACAAGGAGGACGUGUUAGCUCCUUUGGGUCACCAGAUGAAGUCAUGAGUGAACUUGAUGCACAAGAAUUUAAAAAAGAGGAAUCAGAGGUACUUCCUAUUGACUCCAUGGGAGACACUGGAGAUACGAAGGAUCUUACGGUAAUGUCACAGAAUGAGGAACACACAAUAGAGGAAGAAGAGAGAGAGACAGGUGCAGUGGCAUGGAAUGUGUAUGCUAGCUACUGGAAAGCAGUAGGCCAUUUCUUGGCAGUUGCAGUGCUAUUAUCAGUGACAGGGAUGCAAACUUCAAGGAAUCUGACAGAUUGCUGGCUUGGCUAUUGGGUUACACAAGCCAGCAACAAUAAUGUUUCAACAGAUCAAGACCAGAACUUUUAUUUGACUGUAUAUGGUUCUCUGGCUGCAAGUAAUCUUAUAUUCACUUUAGCAAGAGCAUACCUCUUUGCAUGGGGUGGCAUUCAAGCUGCUGUGAUCAUUCACCGCCGUCUUCUGAAUAUCAUCAUAAGGGCAAAAGUAUCAUUUUUUGACACCACACCUCUGGGACGCAUUUUGAACAGAUUUUCCUCAGACACAUACGCUGUUGAUGAUUCGUUGCCAUUUAUACUCAACAUCCUUCUUGCACAAGUCUUCAGUCUAUUAGGGACGUUAGCUGUCACAUUGUAUGGAUUACCUUGGCUUGUACUGGUUGUGGUCCCACUGGUGCCCAUCUACUAUCGCUUGCAAGCCACAUACCGUCUAUCAGCGCGAGAACUGAAACGCCUUUCAAGUAUUACUCUUUCACCUGUCUACAGCCAUUUUUCUGAAUCUCUGGCUGGUCGCACAACUGUGAGAGCUCUUGGAGGAAUUUCCAGAUUUUGUGAGGAGAAUGAUCGUCACCUGGAGGCAAGUCAGAAGUGCCAGCUGGCUGCCCGUGCAGCAGAGCAGUGGAUGGGGCUAAGGUUGCAGCUAGUGGGGGUCGCUGUGGUGGGAGGAGUUGGACUAGCUGCAGUGGUGCAGAGACAGCUUGGCACUGCAGAUGCUGGUUUGGUGGGACUUGCCAUAUCUUAUGCUCUAUCAGCAACAGGUGUAUUAGGUGGUGUUGCAAAUGCAUUUGCAGAAACAGAACGUGAAAUGGUGGCUGUGGAACGAGUAUUGCAGUAUGUCCAAAGUGUUGAGAAGGAAUCUCAAGGUGGUGAACAACCACCAUAUGGGUGGCCAGCUCAAGGAGUUGUGUCCUUCAAUGAUGUUGUCUUGCGUUACAGGGAGGAUGUUGUAGCUUCACUCCAGGGAGUGAGCUUUGAGACUCGACCUGGAGAAAAACUUGGUGUGGUUGGACGCACUGGAGCAGGAAAAAGCUCUCUUUUGGCAGCACUGUUUCGUCUAACAGAUCCUUCUUCAGGGAGAAUCACUAUAGACCGUGUAAAUACUGCUUCCCUUUGUCUCUCUACUUUAAGGUCCAGACUGGCAGCAAUUCCUCAGGACCCAUGGCUGUUCUCAGGAACAGUGCAUGAAAAUCUUGAUCCAGAAGGACGGCACUCACCUGCAGAGCUAGAGACUGCUCUGCGACGUGUUGGGCUUUGGGGAGCUGUGCGAGCUCUUGGUGGUCCUGCUGCUGAUGUUGGGCCUGGUGGAAAGAAGCUUAGCACUGGUCAAAGACAGCUGCUAUGCUUGGCACGUGCUGUACUGCGCGCAGCAAAGGUAGUGUGUGUGGAUGAAGCAACAGCCCACGUUGAUGCAGAGACAGACCGUGCCAUACAGUGUGCUCUUCGAAAUGCCUUCCAACAGAGCACUGUUAUUUGUAUUGCGCACCGUCCUCAUGCUGUUGCUGACUUUGACAGGGUGAUUGUAAUGGGUGGUGGCAAAGUUCUUGAACUGGAUUCUCCAGACGCUUUGCUAAAAGAUGAGAAAUCCCAUUUCUAUCAGUUAGUUGGCCCACAACUGCAGAUGCGUUUUUCUUGAAGAAUGCAUGAUACUGCCUAAAUGGGCAUCACAUGAAGGAAGAGAAAAUGGAACAGGAGUCAUUACAUCCUUUCAUGUCAUGUCUCUAGUUGUGCCUUGAAAAUGUAAAGUGUAAGACAUUGUGUGAAAUCACAAAUUCAACUGUGCAAAUUAAUGUGCAUACCAAAGUUUUGUAUGAUACUGAUUUUUAGUGUAUAAUAUACUUAAACUAGAUUUGUGAAUGGUAUUCAUUAUGAUCUCAUUGAAGUAGAUACAAAGACAGGGAAUGCUUGUAACCUUAUUUAUAUACAUAAUAUACAUAUAUAAUGUAAAUGUUUCAGUGUUAAAUUGUUAAAACAAAUACUAGAUAUAUGAAACAAUGUGUCGGGUGAAUUAAAAAGAAACAGUGUUUAUCAUAUUGAAUAUGUUCCUGAUUGCAGUUUUUUUAUAAUGAAAUUAUAACUCAUAAAAAUGUCUGUGACGUGAUAAUGAGGACAAUGCCUCAACUUAUUCAGUUGCAAAAUUCAUUUAUCCCAUGGAUGUUUGAACUGUGUUUCAAUAAAAUUUUAUUUUACUAAU